AUGCAUAAUUAUAUUAUAGGCUUGUUUUGCUUGUUGGAUUUUUCUCGUUUUUUCAAAUCAACUUUUUGUUGGGGUGGACUUGUCCUUUAAAUUUGCAUCGAUACACGACCCUGCAUGGGAUGCUUGCGCUCGUAACAUGGACCCAUGUACCUCGUGUGACUCUUUUUAUUUUAGACCAUAAGAGAGAGGAACAAUUUGGCUUGCUCAUAAUGAGGUGCCCUAGAUUUAUAGAUACGAAGCAUUUCUCCUGACUCAUACAUAGCUCCUUUGAUACUGCAGACUAUCUGUAUCAUAAAUGAGGGUUCAUUUGAACAUCAUUACGUAAUAACUUAGUUGAAACUUAACUUUAUCGAAGCCCAGAAUCUGAACUUUGAGACUUAAUUCAAAAUCGAUAUACCUAAUUGAAUGGUACAGCUAUUUUCGUGAUAAGGAUCAAGCGAUUCGAUCACAGGCCUCUCUCGCAGCUAUAUCCCGUAGACACACCCCUUCCAUUCCUAACACCCAACGGCAACUCUAUAGCCACCACCAUCAUCGCAACACCAUUGGAACCAUUAUCUAACGCGGCUACCACCUGUCGAUCGACCACGAUGCCUCAGUAUAAGUUGAUGUACUUUGAUGCCCGAGGAAGGGCGGAGGUUAUUCGCAUGCUCUUCACUCUCAAGGGGGUGGAGUUUGAGGACUUCCGGAUGAAACGGGAGGAAUGGCCUGCCAUGAAAGACAACAAAGAAUUAUUUCCCCUUGGCCAGGUACCAAUCCUUGUCAUCGACGGCAAAACUAUGCCUCACGGGAAGGCUAUUAACCGAUACCUGGCAAGAACAUUCGGUUAUUACGGAAAGACUGAAGAGCAGACUAACACCAUCGAGCUGGUAUCCGAGACCGUCGAUGACAUCAUCCAAAAGAUCUACCCCAUCUUUUAUGAUAAAGAUGAAGAAAAGAAGAUAACAUUGGGUGACCUGAUCGCUUUCACCAUCUUCGAUGCUAUCAUCCUCACCAUGAAGAUCACCGACAUCCUCGAUCCUUAUCCCGAGCUGGCCGCCUUCUACAAGCGGUUCAACGAAGACUCACCUCUCAGCUCGUAUAUCAAGUCACGCCCAGUCACAUUCUUCUAAGUCCAUAUGUUUCGAGUCAAAAUGACUUGUCUCCAAGUCACUUUCACCUCGAGUGAUUUUUCGAGUCAGAGUGACUCAUUUUCGAGUCAUUUUGACUUUGAGUGAUUUUUCAGCCGAUGCAACGCCAUUCCGAUUAGAAUUGAUUCGAAAUCUGAGUCACUUCGACUCGCAAUAGGGUUGAAUUCCAGCUGGCGCCAUUCCGAGUCAAAUAUGACUUCGAAGUAUUGACUGAUUGAUACAGGCUAGGCACUAUCUGGUUGCAUUUGUUCCGAUCAAUUGCAACUAUGGAAAUCCAGCCACCCCAUACAUGCAUCAAUGACUUCACAAUUGAGUGUGCUAUUUUUUGUUCCGCAAGUGACGCUGUGCAAAAUUUCCUGAAUGUGUAGAAAAUAUGACAUUGGUGCAUUUCCAUAGAUUAGGUUGAUCGAAUCAAUCACAACUCUUUGUAAGACAGGGCCAUCACCUUCCUCAAUUUCUGUACCAAGGGGCGGAACCAGUACACUUAGUAAACGAACGGGGGGGGGGGGGGACCCAUGUACAAUACCUAUUUCUUCCUCCUUUGUAAGCAAUCUUUUUUCUUUAUUCCGGGGGGGGGGGGUCACCCCUCCCCUCUACUACCGUGUCUCUACAAUCAUUUUUGGAGUAAUUGAUAUCUACAGGUAAUUUGCCAUUCGAAAAAAAAAACAAUUGGCCAUUCUUUCCCCAGAAAAGUUUUAAGGAAACGAAGGUAAAUUUACACCGAUAUGCAAGAUGCAAAUAUUGGCAGAGCAUUCCUCCAAAGGGAAAGGAAUGAUGUUUCGGGGGAGUACCUAUGACAUUUUGGCAUGGGCGGAAAUCCCACGGGGGACAGGGGGGACGUGUCCCCCCUACUAAAAAUAGUAGGGGGGACACAAUAUCAAAUGUCCCCCUACUAUUUUGGGUCUUUUAUGAUGGAAAAUGCAUCAUUUACAUUCGAAAUAAUACAUGUAUUUUGGACUAAAUGACCUUACAUUUUGGGAGAAAACUUUUUUUUGCUUGUCAAAUUUUCCAGAGUGAAUAAAAUAAGACGAGGGGAGACUUGGAAAAUAAAAAGAAUCUUUCGUGUCAAUCUAUAAAAUUUUCGGUCGCGCUCGCAUUUCCUGUAAGCUGAUUGUUCAAUAUGGAGCUUAAAUAUCAAGUUUGGAAGUCAAUAUACAUUACACAUUUCACGUCGGAUAUCGAACUUUCAUUAUUUUGUCUGAUUUACAAACUGAGUUUUGAAAAGUGCUCUGUUAGAAUGACAGCUUUAUGGUAUGAAUAUUAACAUUUUCUGCUCGCACUGAGCGCUCGCAAAUUUUGAUCUAUUAAGUACCUAUUAUUUUUGUGUAUUCCAUUUAGAUUGAAAAAUAUCCCUUUUCAAGUCUGAUUGUCAAAACGUAUCAGAUAGCGCCACUCGCUCGCACUUUGAUUGGCGAUUUAUGUAUGUCUCAAUGACAGUUUAUCAAAGAUUUUGGCUCUCGAUUUGCGCUCACAUUCAAUGGUUAAAAAUAUUUUAACUGAUGCAUUCUAUUCAUAAUUACAAAAGUGCUUGAAAUGUCCAACGCCAUAAUAUCAUCAGAUUUCUCUCCCUCAUUAGGCAUUAAUAAACAAGAUAUCAAUUUAAUGAUUAAAUGGUCACUUUUGUGUCAUCUCGCGCUUAGCAAGAGGAAUGGGAGGAUAGUCAUCAUUUUUAUAUGACAUGUCCUAAGGAUGUGCCGGUCCUAUGUCAAAACUCAAAUAAUAAUGAAAAAAAUAUCAGCGAUCCAUAUCCAUCUCACAAUUCUCCUACAGAGUGAUUAAAAUUAAUAGCUGAAAUUGACUCUUUUUUUUCAGAUUGGAAUAUCAUAAAGUUUAAGCUCGCGCUUCGCGCUCGCUCUGAUUUUUCAUGAUAGAACAUUGUAGAAUGCCUAUAUAGAUUCUAGGUCUAAAUCUGAAACACGCGCACGUUUAUUCAGAUAUUCAACUUGUUCUCUAUUUAAACCAUUAUCCAGUAUCUGAUCACAAUAUCAAAAAAAUUCUGCUCGCGCUUUGUGCUCACAUUAUUAACGUAGUAAGAUCCCCUAUUACUCAUCAUUUUAAUGAUUUACAAAACAUGAACAGAGUGUCCCGUUUUUAGGUCUAAAUCUCAUUUUUUUUCUGCUCGCGCUUCGCUUGCAUCAAUUGUUUAUUUAUAUAGCUACCCUGUUCAUGAUUACAAAAAUUGAUUAAAAUAUUCGAUUCUUUUUGUAGAAAUGUAAAAAAUUGUCAGCUUGCGAUUCGCGCUAGCAUUAUUUUGACUGUUGAAAUUAUUAUGUAACGUCUUCAUGGCUCAGUGUAAGCAGUCCUUAACAAGUACCUUUCGAUCAGUUCAAAUUAGAGCGAAUAUAAACAUUUUCUGGCUGUACUUUGCACUCGCAUUAUUAAUGUAAGGAAGACCCCCAAUUACUCAUCAUUUUCAUCAUUUACAGAACAUGAAUAGAGUUUCUCGUUCUUAGGUCUAAAUCUCCAAAUUUUCCGUUCGCGCUCCGCAUCAAUUUAGUUAUAUACCUAUUAAGUUUAAGUUACAAAAAGUGCUUAGAAUUUCCAUUCUUUAGGUAAAAAUUUCAAAAAAUUUUAGCUCGCGCUUCGCACUCGCACUAUUUGAUUGUUGAAAUAUGUAACAUCUUCAUGGCUAACUGCUAGCAGUCUUUAACAGGUACCUUUUGAUCAGUUCAUUUCUGCUCGCACUUCGCGUUCGUAGUAAUUAUUUAGUUGCAUACACAUAUUUUUCAGGAUAACAAACAUAGCCAACAAUGUUAAAAUUUUAGGAAAAAAUGCAUAAAACUCCCCCAAAAAAAUUUGCUCGCGCUUCGCGCUCGCAUUAUAUAAAUAAGGAUUAUGAUAGUAUACAUUUAUGUUGAUUUAUAAAAAUAAAGCUAAGAAGUGACCAUGAGCUAGGACUACCCCUUCAAUGUAACAAACAAAAAUCAUUUUCAAGCGGCCGACCAGGGAUUAACAUAUGGCAGAAAAAAUCACCCCUCCCCCUAUUGGCGAAGGCUGGAUCCGCCCCUUUGGUCCCCCCUACCUUUCGGGACAGAUUUCCGCCCAUGCAUUUUGGGACACUCUUUUGUCUUUUGGUAGUAUUUUUUCUUUCUUUUCCUGUACAUGUCACUCGGAUGACUUGCCUCACCUCAUCCCGCUUAAAAUCAUUUAAAGGCACACAGCAAAAACUGUGGUGUUAACCGGUGUACAUAGAGGACCACACCAGCUAUUUCACACCGGUGUUAAAUUGGUGGUGUUAGUUCUACACCUAUAGGUGUUAUUACAACACCUAUGGUUGUUACAUUUACACUCUUUGGUGUUAUGUUCAAUCUCUAGGGUGUUAUUUUAACACCUCAGGGUGUGGUCCUCUAUUAACACCAAUUGGUGUCAGUGGCACAGAUUUUACAGUGCAGAUUUUAUUUUUUUCCUGCAUAACAAGGGGACUCAAUCCCUUUUAUAGACAUGCACGCAAAAAAUAAAUAUCAAGAAAAGGGACACUAUUUUGACGCAUAUGAAACCUUUGUAAGGAUGGAAGAUUUCGAAUACUGUAAUCAUUCAUGAAAACAAAGAGUUGAUAAUUACCUUGAAAAUUCUAAUCAAAGAAGCGAUUCGCUUUGAAAUGUAUUGCUAUAUUGUGUAGAUAAUUUCUAUUUUGUCUUGUAUCAAAUGAAUAAAUUCGUUUAAAGUGUGGAAUAUAUUA
Lytechinus pictus (painted urchin) is the source of this 4806-nucleotide messenger RNA. RefSeq names its product glutathione S-transferase 1-like. NCBI's taxonomy places the organism in Eukaryota, Metazoa, Echinodermata, Echinoidea, Temnopleuroida, Toxopneustidae. The record is from RefSeq and is a predicted model, not a curated record. Gene Ontology annotation, molecular function: glutathione transferase activity. Gene Ontology annotation, biological process: glutathione metabolic process. The transcript is spliced from 4 exons. Bases 588 to 1109 code for a protein of 173 amino acids.